Molecule: messenger RNA, 1406 nt
Organism: Linderina pennispora
Lineage: Eukaryota; Fungi; Kickxellomycota; Kickxellomycetes; Kickxellales; Kickxellaceae
Product: putative histone acetyltransferase
Exons: 7
Coding region: 24-1301 (425 amino acids)
Biological process (GO): chromatin remodeling; positive regulation of transcription by RNA polymerase II
Cellular component (GO): histone acetyltransferase complex
Molecular function (GO): protein binding; histone H3 acetyltransferase activity
Source: RefSeq, a predicted model, not a curated record
UGUUUCUUGUUUCGGAAUAUAUAAUGGCAGACACAGCACACGUGAAGACCGAGCACGGCAGCCACCUGAACGGGUACACGUCAAAGUCACUGAAUUCUAAGAAGCGAUCACACAGCGAGUCGGUAGACAGCGACAACGACGAUGGGGAGAUCAAGGAGUUCUCGCCGACAAAGUCCGAGUUUGAACCUGAUGCCUCUCAGCCUGAUGUGACGGAGUCCGAAAAGCCCACUGCAAAGGAAGGCGAGGAGGGUGAGGAGAAGACAGCAGCUGUCGAGGAGCGUCAGGGUCUGAUUCGGUUUGAGGUGGUGUACAACGACACAUGCGACUCGUCGAUGCGUCUGUUGACAGGGCUCAAGAACAUUUUCCAGAAGCAGCUGCCAAAGAUGCCCAAGGAGUACAUUGCGCGGCUGGUGUACGAUCGCAACCACUCGAGCAUGGCUAUUGUCAAGGGUGCCAGCCAUGUGGUUGGUGGAAUCACGUUCCGGCUGUUUGAGCAGCGGCAGUUUGCUGAGAUAGUGUUUUGUGCCGUGUCGUCGUCUGAGCAAGUGAAGGGGUACGGGUCGUUUCUGAUGAACAACCUCAAGGACUAUAUCAUGGCAAACACUGGUGCUCGGCACUUUUUGACGUAUGCCGACAACUAUGCGAUUGGGUACUUCCAGAAGCAGGGUUUCACCAAGGAAAUCACACUCGACAAGCGACUGUGGAUGGGGUACAUCAAGGACUAUGAGGGCGGAACGCUGAUGCAAUGCUCGAUGGUUCCGAAAGUGAAGUACCUGGAGGUCAAGGAGAUAUUGGCCAAGCAGCGUGAGGCGGUGCUGGAGAAAAUUCGGGCGCAGACGCGGUCGCAAAUCGUAUAUCCAGGUCUCACUUGCUUCAACGACGGUGGUAGUGGGAUAGACCCAAUGUCCAUUCCGGGAAUCGCAGAGUCGGGGUGGACGCCAGAGAUAGACGAGAUGAAUAGGCGGCGGGCGCGCAGCAAGCUGAACACCUGGCAGAUAACGGUGGUGAGCGAGCUCCUAGUGCACCCCUCGGCAUGGCCGUUCCAGAAACCAGUAGAUCCACAGGAGGUCCCCGACUACUAUGUUGUCAUCAAGGAGCCCAUGGAUCUGCAGACGCUCGAGGACAAUGUCGACAUGAACAAGUAUCCGACUCUGGAGGCGUUCGUGAACGACACGCGCAAGAUCUUUGUCAACUGCAAAAACUACAACGGCGAGGGCACACGGUACUGGACAUGUGCCUGCCAGCUCGAAAAGUUCUUCGAGGACAAGGUGCGUGACUACAAGGGCCGGCAGACCAAGUAAACCCAGCAGCCAAGCGCAGGUAGCACACACCAAGGAAGUGCGGAAGGCAAUAAAUGAUAUUGAGUAAAGAACAGGUUACUGAAGGGGUGAUGCACUAAACAAAAA